UUCAGCUGAUACGGCCGUGGGGAUGCUCUCGCUCGUGGUGCUCUGCAAUUGUCUGUCUGGUACCCAGCGAUCAAGCUAUUGCACUGACUGCGGUAGCAGUCAACAAAUCAUUCAAUCUGUGGCUGCCAGCUACCAGUGCCUUUUUGCAUGUGAUCCAUUGGCCUCUCAGGAUCUGCAGACCAGUUCCCUGGGAUUUGCAGCUAAGUGAUCGUUUCUGUUAAGAUAACCAUGUUCAGAAGGAGAGUCCGAAACACAUGAAUAAUGGGAGUUGUUAAUAGUAAGCAGGCUGCUGUAAAAUGUGCUGGGGCUUUGACUUAAGGGAAGAAAGCACAGCACUGUACUGUCUCUGAUCAGGAAGCUGGAACACAGAAGAGCUCACUUCAGGUCAAAAAUGCUGAAGAUCGGAAACAUCCCAGGAUACUACUUCAGCCGAGUCUACAUCAUUGGACUAUUUUUACCUCCUCACUAAAGAUGGUCAGAAAUGAAGCAAAAUACAAGUAUGAGGAGAAGUUCUAAAGAUGAGAAGCAUAUAUGGCAGAGAAGAAAGUUUCCUUCAGCUAUUCCAUAAGAUGAACCAACGUGUAGCCGCACUGUCUGGAGGAAUCACUUUAUGCUUGUGAAUUGCAAACAGCUGGAACUACCCAACACAGCCUAUUUGACACCUGAAAAUAACCAUUGGGAUAAUUCAUUCAUGACUCACAUGAACAAUGCAGGGAAAUAAGAAACAUACAGAAGGACACAGUGACUCCUCGAGUAUUGGGAGUCUCCUGGAUGACACAGACAGAGAGGUGAGCAGCCUCACAGCCCGGGCUUUCAAAAGUUUAUGUGUGGCAGAACUUGAAGACUCUUACAAUGAACCAGAUCUUGCCAUUUCACCUGACUUCACUCGCCAGUUCUCUGCUAAAUUUCACCCAGGGACGUUAAACCAUGCCAUCAAGAAGAGCAAUGUCUGCAACAAGCUAACAGCAAGAAACAAUGAACAAGCAAUAUGGGCUUCGACAUUCCAGCAAUUACCAAAACGUGCUCAGGAGGAGAAAAAGACUGCUAAAAUUAGCACCCUUGGCACAGAAAGGAGAAAGCUGAAUUUGCCAGCCCCUGGGCCAAGGAACGAUAAACAUGUUUCAAAAGUGUCCUCUCUGAUUAAGACAUUUGAUAAGACUGAAAACCAAGAGUCAGGAAGUUCCCUGGUAGCCAUUAAGCAGCCCAUUAAAAAUAGCUUUCAAAAAUGUAAAGUAAAUCAUGGAAAUAAUAUGGCUUGCUGGGGUGACACAGCCCUUUUAAGCAUCCAGAAGGAACUUUCUGAAUUUUCUGAUGCUUGUCCAGAUAGCCACCAUCUCAGUGGCAAAAAUGAGCCACAGAAAAGGCCUAAUAAAACAGAUCAGAGGUAUUGUGGUCCCGAUGAUAGUUAUUGUCCUGUACUGAUUGAGAUGUCAAAAGUAGCCAAGUCAAAUUUCUCCCGUUUUUCUAAAAAGGCUGUCAAAAACAGAAGCGUGAAAGUUAAUGAACCAACAAAAAAAGGUAAUUUUCUUCACAGUGAGAACAGUGCUUUUGAAUCAUGGAAUGUCCAUCAUAAAAAACUGGCUGAAAAAGAGGAAUUUGUUGAUAAAAUAAUGAAAAAAGAAGGUCUUACAUACCUUGAAGAAGCACCAUUUAUUAAAGGAGCCCGCACACGUGAACAUAAAUUACCACCUGUCAAGACCACUACUGCUAGAAAGCAGGAGAAAGAUUUUCAAAUUGAGCCAACUCCACCAGAAACUGCUUUCAGUGUCCCCCUCCCAACUGUAUACGUACCUCAGGGCCCUCUCCCGGUCCCAUCAGGAACCGAAUUUCAUGUUGCUCUUCCUCCUCCACCCACCUCUAGGAUCCACACACACCAGGGCCCUCCUCCAAAACCCCCUGUCCCUGAAGCCCCUCUUGUGGCUCCAGCCCUGGUUUCCCCCCCUGUUGUGUCCCAGGCCCCCAUCUCACCCCAGUCUGUGUCCUACAGGACCAUUUCUCCCUCGCCCCCAUCCCAGGCACCUGGCCUGCCUGCCCUGGGACCCCCGGCCACGUUGACUGAGGAGGAAGCCCUCAGUCCCCAGCUAGGUAGUACCUGUCCGCCGUGGAGGAGACAGAGGAUUACAAAAGGUGCAGCAGAGAGGAGACAGACUUCAAAGCAGACGUUCAUGUCCAACAGCAAGACAUGCUUGCUGCCUGAAAAGGCCGCUGCAGCUGAACCUUUCCUGGACGCAACUCCUUGGACUAAACAGGCAAACUCCCCGGGAUCAAGCAGUCCCUCUUUCAACAUCACCGAACUCUUAACACCCGUCAUACCACCAAAACAAGAGGCAGAUCCUACAGAAAGUGAGCUGAUCCCAGCGGUGCCUCCUCCCACCGAGAGUGUGGCAGGGAGAGAACACGAGGGGAGUGGGCUUGCUGAUUACCAAUCUCGGGAUAGUUACAAAUCUAAAGCAACAAGUUUGUUAUUCAACUUGAAGGAUGUCCGUAAACGUGUUAAAAGCAUUUAUACCCCUUCUCCUAUGUUGAGGACCUUGGAGGAUAGAAAUAAGACUAAGGAAAGUAUUACACAGGAGAGCGUAAAACUGAAUGACUUGCUGUCGACUUUGCAAGAAGACAGUAACAAAAAGAUUGCAGAAAAGGAUGAAACAGGUGACAUAACUUCUGUUUUAUCUGACAAUGUUCAUGAAAAGGACAAUAAAGCUGAUUUAGUUGGAUCCUUCAUGGAUAAUUAUCUGACUUUGAGUUCACCCCAGACAACAACAGAUCCUUUGUUUUACCAAACCAGAGACAAUUUGCAGCAAGAUGAUUCAAAACAUGAAGAUCUUGUUAAAAGCGCUAGAGGUAAUGAAAACUUCCCCUUGUUCAGACAUCAAUCAAAAGAACUUGAUUUAAGAAAAAGUCUGUACUAUCCAACCCUGAAACCAUACAGUAGAAGCAAUGCAGAUACAACAGCUGGGCAGCCAAUGCAAAAUCCCGGUUUCCGAGGUGAGGAAAAUGAGAGACAGCCUGAUAAUCAGAAUGAAAAUUUUGCCUUCAAAGCCCUCCCAAACCAACUUUCACCGGCAGAGGAUGUGCCUUACAGUGAGAACCAAACCAGUAUGCUAGUAACUGGCAAUGAAAUAAAAGGCAAAAGAAGCGCUAGUUCUUCCGAGCAGUCUUUCGUGUCCACGGUAGAGCAACCCUUUCAGGAGGAACCGUUUCCAUUGGUGCCACUGACUCAGAAGGCAUGCCUUCAAGAAAACCAGAGGAAUAAGAGUGAAAUGAGUGCUGACAGUAAGAAAAGCCAUAAGGAGAGAGAGAAAGCAGUUGGGGAAGAUGCACUGCAAUAUUAUGCUUGUAUCAGUUCUGGUACUAGUUCAACAGAGAGGAAUGAGAGUAAGGUUACUGGGAAUGAACAGAGAAGCCUGAUAAAAGAGAAAAUGAGAAGAGAGAAAAAGGAAGAGGCCAACAGCGUGGAUUCUGCUUUGGACAGUAUAAAGGACACAUCCACCUCCAGGUCUGAGGAGCCACAAACACCACCAUCUUCAAGCUCAUUCAAACCCAGUAUGUUUAUGAUUAAAGAUAACACAUUCAAGUCACCUCAGGUAAUAAGGGCUGUCAAGCUGCCCCUGUUUAGGUCCUUUUCCUUAGAUGAUACAGUGAGCAGCAGUUAUAAGGAAAUGGAAAGUAGAUUUAUGGCCACUGCAGACAACAAGCAGUGCCGAGACAUGUUGCAUGUCCCAGAGUUAGACUGGUUGUUGUCAAGACCCAGAGUGCAAAAGAAUGUGAGGGAAGGAGCAGCUAGCAGAAAGAUAGAAGCUUGUGAGCCUGGAUCUACUUCAGCAACACUGGACCCCAGUCUUCCGGAAGAUGUAGAGAGCUUUCCAUUAGGGAAGCUGAUGGAAGAAGAUGAAGACACUUGUGUUUUGUUGAAUAAAGCAGGGAAAAAGAAUGAGGAGAGCAUUUGCAGAAGUGAAGAGAAACCCAAGACUGGGAAGGAAAGACACAGGUUAACACAGCCAAAUUUAGGUCUGGAAAAUGACCAAGCACUAGACAACCCAAACUGUCCUGCAGAAGGAAAGAUUAAUUACUUUAAGAACCAUCUUUUAUCUAAUCGCAGAGGUGGGUCUUGUGCGAAAAAAAUAAUCACUAGGGAGACAAGUUCCCCUGUGGCAGGUUCCAUGUCAGAGGACUACACAUAUUCUCCUGUAUCCCAUGAAGUUUUAGAGGACAUCCUACCCGUGGAAGGCACACCAGUCUUGUUAGACAAUCUCACAUGUUCUGCUGUAACAAGCCCCAGGUCAGGGAGCACAAUGCACUCUCUUCUUACCAGAUCACCGUCAGAGAAACCAACAAUUUCUAGCCUCAGAGAGGCAGAGGACGUUAUAAACCCUGCCUUGCUAAACAUGGCAAUAAAGAACCAAGCUGAUGUAUCUGCUGAAGAGAUACUUGAUUCAGCGCAGGGGAAUCUGCAUUCCGAUUCUGCAGGGACAGCUGAGAGACUGGAGCUCAGGGGCCCUGGGGGGAGAGCAGCAGGCAAGCCUCCUGCUGUGCCACCGAAAACCGAAAAGGCUCUGCGGCGGGCCAAAAGGUUGGCAAGCAAGAGAAAGAAAAUAGAAGAGCAGCAGAAAAAACAUCUGACAGAGCAUACAGCUGCUGGCAGGAGAAAGCCAUCUCAGUCUGGGCAGAUGCUAGCACUUCCCUCACCCGUGGGAGAUUCUCCUCUCCAUCCUGCCCUUCACUCAACUUCUACUCCUACAGAAACAAGUAUGAGAAGACUCAGUGGUACAUCAGCAGUAAGCCCUUCACCCUCUUCAACCCAGCGUAAACUCCUGCAAGACCCUGACUCUGGCCAAUACUAUGUAGUUGAUUUACCAGCUGAAGUUAAUUUAAAGACAUUUUAUGAUCCAGAAACUGGCAAAUAUAUCCAAGUAUCAGUCUCUUCCUCAGAAGGGAACUUACACCAAACCCCCUCUUCAGAAAUGAUAAAUCCUCCGUAUGCCUCCUACCCUAGAGUGCUGCCUUUGCCAGCUUCAUCUGUAGCAGCACUGAAGUCACCGUCUCAGCUCUCUGAACCUACCUGGUUAAUGCAAGAUGUACCAGGAGAGCCAGAAGAACUACCUGAAAAUCACCAACAGGACUACAGAUACGUUGAACCUGUAGAUAGCCAGCCCUGUAUUGAUCCAGCCUCUUACUCCCACAAUCAAUAUGCCAAAGAAACUCAAGUUCACUUAGGAAAGGAUGUGAGUCCAACCCCAAAUACAGAUACAGUAUCCCUCACUGAUUUAGAUGAUUUUGUAGCUGAAGGGGUAUCUUGAAAGCUAAAGUUGCAAAAUACGCCAACUACUGUUUUUAAGAUCUGUUUGGACAGACACAUGCACACACAAGCACAUGUAGAUUUGAUGUUUGUAAAACACUGUUUAUCUGAAUCUCACUGUGGUUUGGGUGGAAAGGAAAACGAAGGCUGAGCAUAUUGCAAGAAGAGAAGUGAUGACUACUCAGAAGAAGUGUGAUAUUGAGUCCCAAAUCAUCAGUGAUAUAAAGGGGGCAAUGCCAGCUAAACAAAUCCAUAUGACAGUAUGAAGCCACCUGCUUGCUGUUGCUGCUGCUUUGCCAUUACGGUGGCUGGGAUUGCCAAAGCAAGUGUCAUUUUGCCCAGAUGUGUUGCAUGAUAUAUGACACAAAGUAAAACUUAUGAGACCAUCCUGUCUAUCCUGUGAGAUUAGGACAGACGCCGCAUCAGCUGAACUUUCCUCACUCACUGCCUUUAAACUAUAUUGACAGGUAGAAAGUACAUGGCUACAAAUAUGCCAUCAACCCAAGAUUCAUUUUUUUGCACACAUUGAUUACCUAGAUGUUAUUGACAAGAAGAUUGUAUGUGGAUACACAGUGCAACACAACGUCCUUAUCGAAAAACCCUUUAACAACCAGAGUGCAAUUGCAGCUACUCAAGACUUCUCAUAUACCUUUGCAGUGUCCACUAACAUGCUGCUGAAAUCUUUAAAUUUGUUGAUAAUCUCCAAAUAUGCUCCCCCAGAAUCAGGGGUUGUUUAUAAUUCAGCUUUAAACUCAUUUUGAAAACUUGGCCUGAUAUAUUAUGGUAAAAGGAGCAAAGUUGAAUGAAAUCCCAUUGCAGUAUUUAUAUUUUGGUUAGGAUGAAAAGACUUUUGCUUGUUAUAAUUGAAAUGCCUUUUUUUUUUUUUUCCUUGUCAGGCUCCCAGUGAAAUACAGAGCUAAAUUUCAAAACCUGAAAAAUGUUGUUCCUGGUUUUGGACUUGUGCAUUCUGUGAUUUAAAAAAUAAAGACAUAAAACAUUCAAAGUAUUAAUUUCUAGAAAAGGGCUAUAAGAAAGAAACUUCUUUGGAAGAAUCUGUAUCAAACUUUAACUCACCCUUGCUUAAGCUCUUUUUUAAUCAUCUAUUGUAUGGUACCUUCUCCAAAACUGCAUAAUAAGAGAACCUAGGUGAAAAGAUGGUAAUAUUGAAUGUAGUGUGCCUGCUUAUAAAUAUCUAUAUUUGGAGUAUUGA
Messenger RNA from Dromaius novaehollandiae (emu), 6506 nucleotides. RefSeq names its product chromosome 6 C10orf71 homolog (gene C6H10orf71). Gene Ontology annotation, cellular component: Z disc. The record is from RefSeq and is a predicted model, not a curated record. Gene Ontology annotation, biological process: positive regulation of calcineurin-NFAT signaling cascade. NCBI's taxonomy places the organism in Eukaryota, Metazoa, Chordata, Aves, Casuariiformes, Dromaiidae. The coding region runs from base 708 to 5297 and encodes 1529 amino acids. The transcript is spliced from 5 exons.